AUGUCUUCAUAUCAUCCUUACAAAUCUAAAUAUGGUUACAAGGGAAGAGGAGGAGGAUACCUGGGCUACUAUGGAGGGAAAGAUAGUCGACAGAAGCACGGUGGGAAUAGAAAUGGAGUUGGAAGCGGAAGUGCGAGUGGAAACCGAGAGUCGAACGGUAGACAUUUCCCUUCGGGACCAUCGUCGUCUUCUUCAGCUUCUAGUAAGCAGCAGCUGUCUCGGCCACCAGUAAAGAAAGACUUAUCGGGAUCCAACCCCAUAACGGGGAUAAACCCACACGAUGAGAACUUCUUCAAGCUUUCACAUCAUUCAGACUUCACUUCUCUAAUAGCUCCUAGGAGCAGACCCGUGGAUCCUAGGAAGACCUUCAAGGUUAUAUAUGACCCUGAGUUUGACAAGACAUUAUCCAAAGAAGAGAAGAAAACUAAGCAAAAGAAGUUCAGAGUCAACGGUGGUGAUGACUUGACCUUGACAGUAGAAGACCCAAGAAAAUCUGUGAAGUUGGCUUCAACCUAUCUUACAAAGCCCAACAAGAGGUCUAAGAAGUUCCCAUUUAAACAAUUACCUCAGGCCAGGUUUAUAUAUGACAAGGAUUCUAUCGGUCCUCCACCAGUAACUGAGCUCUUGGUAUGGGACUUACCAUCUACAGUCAGCGAGGUGUAUUUGGUGAACUUUUUCAAAAGUCAUGGAGGCAGUCCCAUACAGGAUCUAAAGAUUUUCAACGAUCCUGUCAACGCUGUGCCGUUGGGUAUAGUCACAUUCAAGUUCCAAGGUACUUUAGAGAAAGCUCUGAAAUUAGCUAAGAACUUAAUAUCUUUGGUGAAUAGCAGAAAUAUUAAAAUUGACGGAGUGGAUUUGAAGAUUGCCCUUAACGAUGAAGAUUUGCUUAAAAAGAAGCUCAGCAUAGAGACGAGGAAGUUGGAGGAUGCAAGGAGAAGAUUAAUAGAAGAUCAGAGAAGAUUGGAAGAAAAGAAGAGGUCAGAGGCCAAGGCAAUCGCUGACAAAGAAAAACAAAGGCAAUUGGAACAAGAGAGAGCCAAGGCAAAGCAAAUUAAGUUAGAUGCGGAAAAGGCUUCAGCUCUAGGUGCAUCUUCCAAGAAAUUGCAUAUUAAGUCAAACAUGACCAUUUUAUCCAUUCGAAACAAUAAUAAAGUAUUGUCCAAUUGCUUUAUGCCGAAAGACCUCAACAAAUAUAUCAAAGACCGGCCCUAUAUUCUUAUCCACGAUAAGUAUGCCCCUGCAAAGAAAAUACUUGCACAAGAUAUUAAAAAAACAUUCAACAAGUAUGAUUGGACUAGAGUUUUAUCCGACAAGACUGGUUUCUAUAUAGUCUUCAAUUCGAUUAAUGAAUGUGAAAAUUGUUUCAACAACGAAGAUGGCAGAAGAUUUUAUGAGUAUCAGUUAUUUAUGGAAUUAUGCGUUCCUGAAGGCUGGAAAGAUGAAGAGGGGGGUCAUAAUGAGGUAGAUGAUAGUAAAUUUGAGUUGGAGCGUGAUGUCGUUGAAGAGGCAAGUAAUAUCUUAAUUAAAGAAUUUCAGGCAUUCCUAACUAAGGAUAUUCGUGAAAGAAUUAUUGCUCCAGCCGUCUUCGAUUCCUUGAAUCCGGAUAAAUACCCUGUAUAUAUGACAAAAUUGAAAGAGGAAGAAAGGAUUAAGAAGGAUUUGGAACAGAAGAGAAAGGAUGAAUUGGCUGCUGCUGCAGCUGCGAAGUUGCCUCAAGUUCAAAAGAAGAAACCUGUUCAAAAAAAGCAAGUUCCCUUAUUACCAUCCUUCAGAAAGAAACUACUUGAUUCCAAGAGGAUGAAGAAAGCAAUUAUUCCUAUGCAGCAUGCCCUUAAUUAUGCUAAUGAUUCUGAUAAUUCUGAUGAGGAAGAAAUGAGUAGAUCCUCGACUCCAACAAUUUCCUUAAAGAGAACCUUAGAUGAAGGACCCAUCGAGGCAACUAUCAAGAAAAAAUCUAAGAAAAUGGAAAGUGUCCUCUAUGGCGAUGAGAAAGAAAGUGAAGAAACCCAAGACCUUGAAGAAGGAAAUGAAUUGGAAGAAGAAGUCGAGGAAGCUGGGGAAUUCGAAAUUGAAGAUGAAGAUGAACAAGAUGAAGAAGAAGAAGAAGACGAAGAAGAAGAAGAAGAAAUUGAUUAUUCCGGAUUCAAAGAAAAUUAUAAACCAACUUUGGAUUAUCCAAGGACAGUCUUCGAAGAAUAUCCUACUAAUGCCAUAGAAUUAAACAAUCUUCACCACAUCCUCAGAGACUCUGAAGAUAUACGAUUGGCUUUGAAAGUCCUUCAAGACACGCCAGCAGCAAAGAAUAUACUGAAUAUUGAAUAUUGGGCUUGGAAGCAAAAGGAAGAAAGAAAGGCAACAUUAAAGCUUGCCAGUAUCAAUAGCAAUAUUGAUUUAAUGGACACCAAACUUCAAAACUUAUCUGGAUGCUUCAAAAGCGAAGGCUUUCAUAAAAUUCCUGACGCACUUAAAAUUGAGUACCUUCCUCAUAGGCGUAAGAUAAACAAGCCAAUAAAAACUAUUCAACAUGAAGAUGAUUCUGAUGCCGAAGAUUUAGAUGAAUAUAAUAGGUAUAUGGAGAAAUUGAAUGGUCUAAGUAAUGGUACUGAUGACAAUAGUGGUAAUGCAAAUAUCAAUGAAAAGGACAACAAUAACGGAAACGAUAGUACUAGUACUAAUGAUGAUAGCAAGAUAAACGGAAAUUCUAAUGGCGACGAUGAUGACCUAAAUGGAAACAGAAUGGGCAAUAGUGGUGCCAGCAACAAUAGUAACAACGAUACUCCAGGUGAUGGUUCAUUAUUGCAAAGUUCUCGUGUGAAUAGAGCAAACAAUAGAAGAUUUGUCGCUGAUAUUAGUGCUCAAAAGCAAAUGUUGGGAAGUGAAACUGAUAUUUUAAAUCUUAAUGCCUUGACCAAAAGAAAGAAACCAGUUUCUUUUGCUAGAUCUGCUAUUCAUAAUUGGGGAUUGUACGCCCUUGAACCUAUUGCUGCCAAGGAAAUGAUUAUAGAAUAUGUGGGUGAAUCUAUUAGACAGCAAGUUGCAGAACACCGUGAAAAGAGCUAUUUGAAAACAGGUAUUGGUUCCUCGUACCUUUUCAGAAUUGAUGAGAAUACCGUCAUUGAUGCUACUAAGAAAGGUGGUAUCGCUAGAUUUAUCAAUCAUUGUUGUGAGCCUAGUUGUACAGCUAAGAUUAUUAAGGUAGAGGGAAAGAAACGUAUUGUCAUCUAUGCUUUGAGAGACAUCAACGCAAACGAGGAGUUGACUUACGACUAUAAGUUUGAGAGGGAAACAAACGAUGAGGAGAGAAUUAGAUGUUUAUGUGGGGCUCCAAGUUGCAAGGGUUGGUUGAACUAA
Dujonia railenensis is the source of this 3351-nucleotide messenger RNA. Lineage: Eukaryota; Fungi; Ascomycota; Pichiomycetes; Serinales; Debaryomycetaceae. The record is from the annotation of a GenBank genome assembly.